Messenger RNA from Pungitius pungitius (ninespine stickleback), 3165 nucleotides. It is a transcript of the gene plcd1a, whose product is annotated as phospholipase C, delta 1a. Gene Ontology annotation, biological process: lipid metabolic process; phosphatidylinositol-mediated signaling; release of sequestered calcium ion into cytosol. The record is from RefSeq and is a predicted model, not a curated record. The transcript is spliced from 15 exons. Gene Ontology annotation, molecular function: phosphatidylinositol-4,5-bisphosphate phospholipase C activity; calcium ion binding. The coding region runs from base 366 to 2690 and encodes 774 amino acids. Lineage: Eukaryota; Metazoa; Chordata; Actinopteri; Perciformes; Gasterosteidae.
UCAAUGGGAAGUGAGACUCCGCUUUGAGGAAGGAGAGACAUUAUUCCAAAAUUCCUGAAUGCGUCACCAGAACCGACCAGAAGCGUCCGAAUCCCAUGAUAUCGCGAUGUUUUAACAGUAAUAAUAUACGGAGACUGCAUAUAGAGAGACCGUUCUACUAUAGACCGCGUAGAAGUCUUCACCUGAGUGAGCACAGCUGGACGUACCUGCGGAUACCACAGAGCAGACGGGCUUAGACCCGCCCCCAUGGGGGGAGAGAGGGGGGAGAGAGGGGCGGCGACGUGUGGACUGCACAACGAACGCUUUACAUUACAAAACGUCCUGGAUUUCUCCUGGUUUUUAAUGUAAAAAAACAAAAAAAAACAAUGUCUUGUUUACAUAAACGUCUGAAAAGGACGAAAUCAGAGGAGCAAGCGCUCCGGGAGCAGCAGAGAAGAGUCGCGCAGGAGAACGUGAGACGUCUAGGUUUGGAGGGAGAUCCGGAUAUACAGUUCCUGCUGGGCGGCGGGGAGCUGGUCAAAGUUCGCUCCAAAUCCUGGAAGAAGAACCGCUUCUUCAAACUGCAGGAUGACUGCAAGACGUUUUGGUACGACUCCCACAAAAAAAUCCGGCGGCGAGAGACUUUCUCCAUCGAUGACAUUGAUUCAGUGCGCAACGGCCGCCAGUCUGAGGGGUUGAAUAACUACACCCCCAACACCGCGGAGGACCAGUGCUUCUCCAUCAUCUUCAAGGACCGCACGAAAAAUCUGGACCUGAUGGCGGCCACCAAGGAAGACGCCAAACAGUGGGUCAACGGCCUGGACAAGCUCAUUAGCAACAUGCAGAACCUCAACCGCCAGCAGAACAGUGAGCAUUGGAUCAUCAGCUGCAUGCGGAAAGCGGACAAGAACGGUGACAACAAGAUGACCCUGAAGGAGACGAAGCACUUCCUGAGGCAGGUCAACAUCCAAGUGGACGACACCUACGCAGCGAUGAUCUUUAAGAAAUGUGACGAGUCCAAUUCAGGCACCCUGGAGGGCCCAGAGAUCAAACUCUUCUACGACUUGCUGACACACCGGGAAGAGAUAGAUGUGAUUUACGGCAAGUACGCUCAGACGGAGGGUCAGAUGAGCGCCGGAGAUCUGCUCGGCUUCCUGUUGAAGGAGCAGCGGGAGCAGGCGUCCGCGGAGGACGCUCUCAAGCUCAUUGAAAAAUACGAAGUGGAUCAGACAGCGAAGCAGAAGAAGCGCAUGUCCAAAGACGGCUUCCUGAUAUACAUGCAGCAGGAGGAGAGCUCCAUCUUCAACCCGGCCCACAAGCCGGUGUAUCAGGACAUGCGCCAGCCGCUCAACCAUUACUACAUCUCCUCCUCCCACAACACGUACCUGAUGGCAGACCAACUCAAAGGACCCAGCAGCACAGAAGCCUACAUAAAAGCACUGAUGAAGGGCUGCCGCUGUGUGGAGCUGGACUGUUGGGACGGCGCUAACGGCGAACCUGUCAUUUACCACGGAUACACACUCACGUCCAAAGUGCUGUUUAAAGACGUUAUCCAAGUCAUCAAAGAAUUCGCCUUCAAAACAUCCGACUACCCAGUGAUUCUGUCCCUGGAGAACCACUGCACCGUGGACCAGCAGCGGCUCAUGGCCCAUCACCUGAUCUCCAUCCUGGGCGACGCCUUGGUCACGAAGCCGCUGGGCAACGUCAUGCCCACCGACUUCCCUUCACCUGAGGAGCUGAAGCAAAAAAUCCUCGUCAAAGGGAAGCGUUUGAAGAAACUGAACGUUUCCCUCAGCAGUCACAGCGAUGUGGAGGAAGGCACCGUGUCUGAGGAGGACGAGGCGGCAGAUUGUGAGAACGGACAGAAAGCCAAACCGAAGAAACCAAAGAUCAAACUCGCCGAAGAGCUCUCAAACAUAGUCGUCUACUGCAAGAGCGUCCAUUUCAACAGCUUUGAACAUGCCAAGGAAAUGCAGGCCUUCUACGAGAUGUCCUCCUUCAAGGAGAGUAAGGCUUUAGCACUGGCGGAGGAUUCAGCGACUGCCUUCAUCCAUCACAACAUGGACAAACUCAGUAGGAUCUACCCCGCGGGCUCCAGAACCGACUCAUCCAACUAUAACCCGGUUCCCCUGUGGAACGCCGGCUGCCAGAUAGUGGCGUUGAACUUCCAGACACCUUCCAAGGAGAUGCACAUCAACCAGGGUCGGUUCUUGCCCAACGGCGAGUCGGGCUACAUCCUCAAACCGGAAUUCCAGAGGAGCCUUUCCUCUCAGUUUAACCCCAGCACACUUUCCGAAGGGCCCUGGCUGCAGAAGAAGACUUUGAACGUGAUGGUCAUCUCAGCUCAGCAGUUACCCAAAAUCAACAAGGACAAACAAAGCUCCAUCGCUGACCCUCUGGUGCGAGUGGAGGUCUACGGCGUCCCAGCGGACAACGCCAUCAAGGAGACGCACCACAUCGAUAACAACGGGUUCAACCCAGUGUGGAAUCAUAACCUCCAGUUCCAAAUCCACGUCCCCGAGCUGGCCAUGCUGCGUUUCGUGGUGGAGGACUACGACGCGGCGUCCCAGAACGACCUCAUCGGGCACUACUGCCUCCCGCUCAGCAGCGCGCAGAACGGGUACCGCCACGUCCCGCUGCUCACCAAGAGAGGCGCCGCCAUCUCCUCGGCCGGACUGUUCGUGCACAUCAUGCUCAUAGACGCAGAUUAGGAUGAUCCCCUCCCCCCAAAAAAUCACUCUUUAAAAAGGAAUAUGUCCAGUUCUGAAGCUAUAUAUAAUUGAACUCUUAUAAAAUAUGCCAUGAACAAAAAAAGGGUUUGUGAUGUGCCGAGCCGCAGGGGCUGACUCAGCGUUUUUUUUUCCUUUUUUUUUUUUUUACAUUUAUUGGGAUUGUGAGUAUUUUAAUAUGGAAAGAGUGAAUGGAGAUGUAUAUGGUGCGGGAAAGUAUUUUAAAACUGUAAAUUUUUUCAACUUUUUAAUUCUUUCAAAGACUUUUUGACUGUACCCUUAUGUGCAUAUCAAGACAUGAACUAUACCGUGAAUACAUCUGAUAUUUACCUAUUGAGGUUUUAUUCAUCUUAUCUUAAGUAUUUCAUGCAAACAUAGUUUUUCAAAUCAGAAAAACUUGUCUUGCCUUUCUUCUAAAUUUGCACAACCUGUUAAAUAAAACCAGUGGAGUCUCUGA